Molecule: messenger RNA, 1401 nt
Organism: Neltuma alba
Lineage: Eukaryota; Viridiplantae; Streptophyta; Magnoliopsida; Fabales; Fabaceae
Product: 1-aminocyclopropane-1-carboxylate synthase 3-like
Exons: 4
Coding region: 1-1401 (466 amino acids)
Biological process (GO): biosynthetic process; amino acid metabolic process
Molecular function (GO): pyridoxal phosphate binding; transaminase activity
Source: RefSeq, a predicted model, not a curated record
AUGAAAAUGGAGUCUAGGAAAGCUAGCCAAGAGUGUCACGGCCAAGACUCUCCUUAUUUUGUGGGUUGGCAGGAGUACGAGAAGAAUCCUUAUCACCCCCUUGCAAAUCCUUCCGGAAUCAUCCAGAUGGGACUCGCAGAGAAUCAGCUGUCAUUCGACAUUGUUGAGGCAUGGCUGGAGAGAAACCCAGACAUAUUGGGGCUCAAGAAAGAUGGAUUAUCGGUGUUCAGAGAACUCGCUCUCUUCCAGGAUUAUCAUGGCUUGCCCUCUUUCAAAGAAGCGCUGGUGAACUUCAUGGCAAAAAUAAGAGGGAACAGAGUAAACUUCUCCUCGGACAGACUCGUUCUCACCGCGGGGGCUACAUCCGCCAAUGAGAUUCUCAUGUUCUGCCUUGCUGAUCCAGGCGAAGCUUUCCUUCUUCCCACUCCCUACUACCCUGCAUUUGAUAGAGAUCUUAAGUGGAGGACUGGGGUCGAAAUAGUUCCCAUACAUUGCUCCAGCUCAAAUGGCUUCAGAAUAACUCCCUCUGCUCUUGAACAGGCCUAUCAACAAGCCCGAUCACUGAAUCUAAACGUCAAAGGGGUCUUGGUGACUAACCCCUCCAACCCUCUGGGCAUAUCCCUGAGCAAAACUGAGCUGAACCUUCUCCUGGAUUUCGCCAUUGAGAAGAAGAUUCAUAUCAUAAGUGACGAAAUUUAUUCAGGCACAGUCUUCGACUCGCCCACAUUCGUAAGCAUCAUGGAAGUAGCAAACGAAAAGACCAUCCAUGACGCUGGGCUGUGGAGCCGCAUUCACGUUGUUUACAGCCUGUCGAAGGACCUUGGCUUGCCCGGAUUUCGAGUAGGCAUGAUCUACUCAAAUAGCCACGUGGUGGUGGAUGCAGCCACAAAGAUGUCAAGCUUCGGACUGGUGUCUUCUCAAACUCAGUAUUUGCUGGCGAACUUACUCUCCGACGACAAUUUCACGGAAGAAUACAUGAAGGAGACUCAGGGGAGACUGAAAAAGCGAAGGGAAAUGCUGGUUUCGGGGUUGAGAAAAGCAGGGAUUAGGUGUCUGAAGAGCAACGCUGGGCUGUUCUGCUGGGUGGACAUGAGGCAUAUGUUAAGGUCAGACAGUUUUGAAGCAGAGAAGGAGCUCUGGAAGAGGAUUCUCAUGGUGGUUGGCCUGAACAUAUCUCCGGGAUCAUCAUGCCACUGCUCUGAACCGGGUUGGUUCAGGGUCUGCUUCGCCGACAUGUCGGAGAACACUUUGCAAGUUGCAAUGCGACGAUUGAAGGUGUUUGUUGACUCAACCGGGUCUGCUUCUGGUGGUAGAAUCAGUAAUUCUGAGAUGUCAUCACUUGGCAGGUGGGCUUCCCAGUUAUCACCGUCCUGUGACUGGGAAGCUGACACUUAUUUCUGA